AUGGGAAAGCGUGAGCGGGAGGGAACGCUAAACAGGGCGCGCUGCCUGGAUUUUGUGCGCCAGCUGUGGGACAAGGACGAACUGAAGAUGUUUCACCACCCCGUCAGCGCCACGGAGUUGCCGGACUACCACGAGGUCAUACAGUUCCCUGUUGACCUGUCAACCAUCCGCCGCGGCGUGGAGGCCGGCACGUACGACAGCGACGCGGAGGUGCAGAACGCUGUGGCGCAGAUGAUCUCCAACGCACUGGAGUACAACGCAAAGGGCACAGAGUGGCACCGCCAGGCGCUGGCGUUUCGUGAAGUGUACUUGGAGCUCGCGAAGCAGUGCGGUCUGAAGGUGGACGAGGACGCGGUGUACAUUCCGUCCGCGGCGUUCAAGGACGACGAGUCGACGCUGCGCAAGGCGGAGGAGGAGCACGCGGAGAACAUUGGGGAUUUGCUGAAGAAACUCGAGGAGGACAAGGCGGUGCCGCUGGAGGAGCUUCGCGCGAAGUACAGCGCAGGGCACCCGAACGAGCACGUGAAUGAGAGCAGUGGCAGCAGCAGCGGCGGCAGCAGCGACAGCAGCAGCGACAGCGGCAGCGACAGCAGCAGCGGCAGCAGCGAGGAGGAGGAGGAGAGUGAUGUCAGCAGCGACCAUGACGAUGACUCUUAA
This is a messenger RNA of Trypanosoma rangeli, 657 nucleotides long. RefSeq names its product bromodomain protein. Gene Ontology annotation, molecular function: protein binding. Lineage: Eukaryota; Euglenozoa; Kinetoplastea; Trypanosomatida; Trypanosomatidae. The coding region runs from base 1 to 657 and encodes 218 amino acids. The record is from RefSeq and is a predicted model, not a curated record. The transcript has a single exon.